UUUUGUAGCACUACGAUCGAACAUUAUAAACGCGCAAAAAUAAGAUUGUCAAGUGACCGGUCAAGUUCAAAAUUAACAUUUUUCUAACAUCUUUUGUUAGUACAAAUUUUUCACAACUAAUGAAUGACUUCGAAAAAUAAGAUUUCUUCCAACAUUGAAGUUAGCAUCAAUCGCCUAUUUUAUAUGCAAUCAAAUCUUAUUGAGUCUUCUACAAAAGCACAUUAUAUAAAACAGAAUUCAGUUUCCCUGCUAGACAUUGAGAGAAAACCUUCAUUGGACGUUGUAGUCGAAAAAUCAACUUUUUAAUAAAACUGUUUCCUUUGAAGCCUGUGGUUUUAGAACUCAAAUGUUUUUGCAUGAUUAGAAAGCCCACAUUGCAUUGGUCAGACUCACAUAUAAUGUGCCUCCAAGCAUCUAAAGCCGAAUGUAAAAAAAAAUUAAACAAAUGCACUUCUCAUCUCUAAUUUUGAGUUAAGUUGAAAGACACUUUUUCGGUCCAACUUAUUCUUAAGGCUUUUUAGUCUUUGGUAAACAUUUUGAAUCAAAUAUUUUUACAGAUUUUUGAAGUAGACACUUAGCUCUUUCUAACAAGCCCAAGAUUAAGUCUCUAUGAAGAUUCGUUGCCAUACUAUACUGAAAAGAAAAUUAAUGCAAAACUUUUGCACCACCCGUUAAUCUAUUAUUUAUAGUAUUAUUUUGUACAACAAUUGAUUGAUAUGAUCGAUGUUUUAUUAUGACAAACUAAUAAUACUAUUGUAUAUAUUGACAUCAUUAUUUUUAGUAGAAUUUACACUAUUUAAAUAUUUGAUGUACUAUGUGUCUAAUGUACAAAAUCUAUUGGAUAAAAAAAUCAAAAUUUCAUCUAUUUGUUCAAAUUAUGAUCAAGAUAAAAAAAAACAGAAGAGUUCGACAAUAUUUGAAUAUCAAAACUAUUCAUUUGCACAAUAGAAAUAUUUGAUUAUUACUCAAAUGUACAGCCUAAUCGAAAAAAUAUUUAUAUGAAUUGCACUGGAUAACAAGUAAACAAUAUAACAAGAUCAAGUAAAAAAAACACAAAAAGAGAGAAAAUAACAGCUAAAUCUAUUGCAUGAAUUUGCUCUCUUUCCUUGAACGAUCACAUGGCAAUAAAAUUCAUAUGAUAGAAUUGACUUAUUUGUUGACAUGAAUUCAAUAUUUGCUAAGAUUAUGCUUAUUAAUCUUUGAAAUUUCUUGUAUUUUUAGUGCAUUCAGAUAUAAAUAGACCUAUAAUAUUAUUUACACGCAUCGUCCCUAUGGAUAGAAAGACCAAAAUAGUCAAUUUGUCCUUGACUGCAUCUUCCAACAGAAUAGAGAAAGAAAAACAGUCUACUCCGUUCUUUAUCUCUCCGCUAUCACUCAUAAUAUCAUGACAUUGCAGAAGAAACGAGAAUAGAAGAAUAUGGCAAUACCAGAAUAAUAUCAUUCAGUGAAUGUGUGUUCUGAGCAAGAAUCCAUAUAUCACCCGACCAAAGAACAGCGCAAACUGAUCACAUGAGCAAAAUUAAAUAACGAAGUUUAAUUUAUGGUGUGAUUACGAAAGGUCCAAAUUUCAUUAUAGUUGCUAAACCAACAAUUCAAACAUUGAUUCAGCUCAAUGUACCUGUUGUAUUUGUUUCAAAUACAUGUAUGCCUGAAUCAGAAAAAGCUAAACAAUUAUCAGCUGUACUUGGAGUAAAUAUUCAUCCUGAACAAGUUGUUCUUGCUCAAACACCGUUACGUACAUUAACUAAUUUUCAUAAUAAACAUGUUCUUGUUUCUGGACAAGAUCAAGUUGAAGAUAUUGCUCGCAUGAUCGGUUUUAAAAGUAUAACAACAAUUGAAAAAGUUUGUGAAGCAUUUCCAGAAUUGGAUAUGGUUAAUCAUAUGAAUCGGGUUAAAUUAACUGAAAUGAUGCGUACUCGAGGUCUUGUUCAUGAUGAGAAUUUUCGUCCUAUUGAUGCUAUCGUUUUACUUGGUGAACCCAUUCAAUGGGAAAGAUCAUUACAAGUUAUUAUUGAUCUUCUUUUAACCGAUGGUAAUCCUGAUGUUGUACCACCUGAUUCAAAAACUAAACAUGAUCAUAUACCUAUUAUUGCUUGUAACAGAGAUCUUGUAUUUCAAGCUGCUGCAGAUUUACCACGUUUUGGUCAUGGUGCUUUUCUUACAUGUUUAGAAACAUUAUAUAAAAGUAUAAGUGGAAAUGAUCUUAAAUAUACAGCAUUUGUUGGUAAACCAUUUGAAAUUUCAUAUCAAUAUGCUGAAACAAUAGCUAAUAAAAUAGCAUUAGCUAAUGGUCAACCAAAAAUUGAAAAAAUUUAUUUUAUUGGAGAUAAUCCAGAUGUUGAUAUUGUUGGUGCAAAUAUGUAUAAUAAAAUAUUACAACAAGCAAUCAAUUUAAGAACAAGUAUUAGUGGUUAUAAUUUAUUAUUAGAUUCACCAUUAUUAAGUGCAACAUCAUGUGAAUCAAUUUUAGUAUGUACAGGUGUUUAUGAACCAAAUAAAAAAAAACUUGAUGAUAAAAAUCCAUGGAGAUUACCAACAAAAGUUAAACUUGAUGUUUUGGAAGCUCUUAAAUAUAUUCUUCUAAAGGAAACAUGGCCAUAG
This is a messenger RNA of Rotaria sordida, 2601 nucleotides long. NCBI's taxonomy places the organism in Eukaryota, Metazoa, Rotifera, Eurotatoria, Philodinida, Philodinidae. The record is from the annotation of a GenBank genome assembly.